This is a messenger RNA of Hevea brasiliensis (rubber tree), 1952 nucleotides long. RefSeq names its product solanesyl diphosphate synthase 1, chloroplastic. Gene Ontology annotation, molecular function: prenyltransferase activity. The transcript is spliced from 6 exons. Gene Ontology annotation, biological process: plastoquinone biosynthetic process; isoprenoid biosynthetic process. Lineage: Eukaryota; Viridiplantae; Streptophyta; Magnoliopsida; Malpighiales; Euphorbiaceae. Bases 406 to 1662 code for a protein of 418 amino acids. Gene Ontology annotation, cellular component: chloroplast. The record is from RefSeq and is a predicted model, not a curated record.
UUGUCUUGGAUUUGAUUUUUGACCCUAGGAUGCCGUUUCUUUGCCUCCUGUUAUAAAUUUCCUUUAUUAGAUAAAACAUUUGUCCAAAAACAUCACUGGCCUCAAACUCAAACUGAUAAGAAACUCCAAGACAAGACACGGUCCUAUGUGGGCUUAUUGGAUCCACGCAGUGGAGAACUCCCACUUCUGUCGUCUGUGAAAAGAGAAACUUCUGAACUUGGAAACCCAUUCGACUUCUUUUAUUCUUUUUGAUUCUUUCAAGUUUUCCAUCAGAACCCUGUUUUGUUUUCUUCUUUUCACUCUAUUUUCUUGCUGUUUGUUUGGCUUAUGGCAAUCUGAACGAGAUUUGCUAUCUGGGUUUUGAUUUGAAGUCAAAUUUCUUUGCUUUCUGUUUCUUGUUGAGAAAUGAUGUCAAUGACAUGCUACAGUCUUGAUUUUGGAAGGACUGUGUUUGAUUUGGCGGCUUGUGGGUGCUCCUCCAAUGCUUCAAUAGAUAGGUGUUCAGUGAGGAAUUAUGCAAGGUCGGUUUAUAGGACUUGUAAUAGAGACUAUGCUGCUAGAAGAUCGCCCUAUUGCCGGCGAGAUAGUGCUUGGUGUCGAGUUUCUUCGACCAAGGCCCCUGAGACUUUACUUAACGGGGUUAGUCAAGAUCCUGCUGUAAAUUUGAAGGAGUCAAGAGGCCCAAUUUCAUUGAUAAAUGUGUUUGAAGCGGUUGCUGGUGAUCUCCAGACUCUCAACCAAAACCUCCGGUCGAUUGUUGGUGCAGAAAACCCAGUUUUAAUAUCUGCAGCUGAUCAGAUAUUUGGUGCUGGUGGGAAAAGGAUGCGACCAGCUUUGGUAUUCCUAGUGUCAAGAGCCACAGCAGAAAUAGUAGGGUUAAAAGAACUCACUACGAAACAUCGACGUUUGGCAGAGAUCAUUGAGAUGAUCCAUACUGCAAGCUUAAUCCAUGAUGAUGUACUAGAUGAAAGUAACAUGCGAAGAGGAAAACAAACGGUUCAUCAACUGUAUGGCACGAGGGUGGCAGUACUGGCUGGGGAUUUCAUGUUUGCUCAGUCCUCAUGGUACCUAGCAAAUCUUGAAAACAUUGAAGUCAUUAAGCUUAUCAGCCAGGUUAUUAAAGAUUUUGCAAGUGGUGAAAUAAAGCAAGCAUCUAGUUUGUUUGACUGCGAUGUUGAACUCGAGGAGUACUUGAUCAAGAGCUAUUACAAAACUGCCUCUUUAAUUGCUGCAAGUACCAAAGGAGCUGCUAUUUUUAGUGGGGUGGACAGCAGUGUUGCUGAACAAAUGUAUGAAUAUGGUAAGAAUCUUGGUCUGUCCUUCCAAGUUGUUGACGACGUACUGGAUUUUACGCAGUCAGCAGAGCAGCUGGGGAAGCCAGCUGGCAGUGACUUGGCAAAGGGGAACCUUACCGCCCCUGUAAUAUUUGCUCUGGAGAAAGAACCAAAACUGAGAGAAAUCAUUGAGUCUGAAUUCUGUGAGACUGGUUCUCUGGAUGAAGCUGUUGAGUUGGUUAAGCAGUGUGGGGGAAUUGAAAGAGCACAAGAAUUAGCGAAGCAGAAAGCUGAUCUUGCAAUACAGAAUCUUAAUUGUCUUCCUCGGGGUGUAUUUCAAUCACAUCUCAAAGAAAUGGUGUUGUACAAUCUCGAACGGAUUGAUUAGUUAGAUACUGCUUGAUAGGAAACAAAUAUAGGUAAGCUUUACAGGGGUAUAAACAGAAUAAGCUGGAUGAGAAUCCUUUAUGUAUCAGUGCAGCAAUUGUUUUUCUGCAAUUGUUUCACCUGAAAUUGGCCCAAACAGAAAUAACUCCGCAAAUUUUCUGGUAUACAGAUUUUUGUGGCCAUCAAUAAUGUGAAGCUUCUUUAUGUAUUUUUGCUGAUUUUCUUCUUCGUGUUAUCAUGUUGUAAUUAUUAUACAUGAUAUUAUCAUUUUCUGAACCCUUGAAGCCUUCA